AUGGCAGAGCGACAACAAAAAUCUAUUCUUAAAGGAAAGGAUAAAGUUUCCAAAGAAAAGGUGGACAAAAAUGUGGACAAAAAGAAGCCUCCAUUGAGACUGGAUGAACGCAAACAGCUUAAAAUCGACAAGAAUAAGAGACACAAAAUGCUUCAUCAAAUUAGUGAUGAAAGCAGCGAUGAAAGUGGUGAUGAAAAAGUAGUUGAAAGUGGUGAUGAGUCUGUUGAUGAGCACGAGGAGGUUGCUUCUGCUGUUCCGCCCAGGCGUAUUGACAGUGAUACUGGCAUGGAAAGGAAACAGGUUUUUAUUUGGAAUUAUGGAAAAGGUAGGCCGAUCUGGUCCUGGUAACCUUGGUCAACCCCUUAUCUUUAGGUCUAGGAUAAAUACGGGCCGACAAAAUUAAAAAAUGACUGUCUGUACAUUGACUGUCUGUUCAGGGCUCAAACAGAAAAAUCCAAAACCCCCCAACUCGACCUCUAUGUUCAAUCUGUAAAAAUCAAUAUUUUUAAGAUUAUUAAUAAGUCAACCACUUCUGAUGAAAUUUCCGAC
Meloidogyne enterolobii is the source of this 549-nucleotide messenger RNA. The record is from the annotation of a GenBank genome assembly. NCBI's taxonomy places the organism in Eukaryota, Metazoa, Nematoda, Chromadorea, Rhabditida, Meloidogynidae.